Messenger RNA from Odobenus rosmarus divergens (Pacific walrus), 2817 nucleotides. RefSeq names its product McKusick-Kaufman syndrome (gene MKKS). Gene Ontology annotation, biological process: intracellular transport; chaperone-mediated protein complex assembly; protein folding. The record is from RefSeq and is a predicted model, not a curated record. The transcript has 6 exons. The coding region runs from base 761 to 2476 and encodes 571 amino acids. Lineage: Eukaryota; Metazoa; Chordata; Mammalia; Carnivora; Odobenidae. Gene Ontology annotation, molecular function: ATP binding. Gene Ontology annotation, cellular component: kinociliary basal body; cytoplasm; nucleus.
CGAGCGCAGGUUGGCAGGAUCGGCUGCGGCGGCUGCGUGCGGCUCGGUCUAUGGGGCUUAGCUGGUGGCGGCGGCCUAGGGAGACUCAGCGGCUGGUGGGCAGGUGCACUGAUGCUGAAGUACUAUGAGCUUUCAGAACUUCUGGAGGAACUACAAAGUUCUGAUUGUUAUGGUACCUUUAGUUGGGUUCAUACAUUUGGGAUGGCACAGAAUCAAGAGCAGCCCUGUUUUCCAAAUGCCUAAUAAGGACAAUGUUUCUGCACCAGAUAGUCCAGCACUUGAAUGUCCUGAGAAGAAUCACAUCGAAGGGAAAUAGCAGGCUUGGAAUCUUCAGAAAGAAGCAUCCUUGAAUCUGAGCUUGAUAUUGAAAGAAGAGUUGAAAAACACCAGCUGGAUUGAAAAGAACUGGCUUCUUGUAGCUGGGGUGUCUUUCAUAGGUGUCCAUCUUGGAACAUACUUUAUACAGAGGGCUGCAAAACAAUCUAUAAAAGCUCAACCUAGAGGCAAACAACAGAGUACUGAAGAAUGAAAUAAAAAUAAAUAUUUGGAAUUACUAAUAUGUCACUAAGUCAUUACGUGCUAGUUAUCUUCAUUAGCCUGGAGCUAUUUAAUUUUAAAGCCACAGUGCUGCAUAUUCAAGACUUUCAUUCUUGAAGGAUAAUUUUUUUUUUCUAAAUGUCAAGACCAAUGACAUGAAAUAAAUAGAAAAAUAUGUCUAACAAAAUAAAAACUGUCUUCACCACUUGCAACCGUAAGUAAGAUGUCUCGUUUAGAAGCUAAAAAGCCAUCGUUGUGUAAAAGUGAACCACUGACAAGUGAGAGAGUCAGGGCCACACUUUGUGUCUUGAAAGGAAUCCUGACAUCCAGCUAUGGCCCUUCGGGGAGGCUGAAGCAGGUGCACAAUGGCCUUGGAGGCUGUGUGUGCACCACCUCACAUUCGUCGGCCCUCCUCUCCAAUCUUCCUGUCACCCAUCCCAUUUUAAAGAUCCUGACAACAUCCAUGCAGAAUCAUGUGUCGUGUUUCAGUGACUGUGGCUUAUUCACAGCCAUUCUUUGCUGCAAUCUGAUUGAAAACCUUCAGAGAACAGGCUUGACACCCACCACUGUUAUUAAAUUAAACCAGCAACUUUUACACCUCUGCACCAGUUACCUCAAGUCCGAGUCCUGUGGUUGUCGAAUUCUAGUUGACUUUAGCAGGCCUCAGACCCUCCUUUGUUUGGUGCGCAGUAUAGUAACAAGUAAACCCGCCAGCAUGCUCACCAGAGAGGAAACAGACCAUAUCAGUGCUUUGGUUCUGAGAGCCUUUUUGCUUACAAUUCCAGACAACGCCAAAGACCACCUCAUUUUAGGAAAGAGUAUAAUUGUGCCUUCAAAAGGUCAAAGAGUUCUAGAUUCUUCUGUAUUCCCUGGAAUACUUCUUGAAAUGUCAGAAGUUCAAUUGAUGAAGAUCUUACCUAUCAAAAAAUCAGAUGCCUUCAAGGUGGCACUCUUUUGUGCUUCUUUAUCUGGAGAUCUCUCUGAUACUGGAGAAGGAACUGUGGUGGUCAGUUCCAGGGUCUCUCUUGAAAAUGCAGCCCUGGAGCAGUUGCUUAACCUAGGAAGGCAGCUAGUUAGUGAUCACGUAGAUCUUGUCAUGUGCCAAAAAGUUAUACACCCAUCCUUAAAACAGUUUCUCAGUAUGCACCGUGUAAUUGCUGUAGACAGAGUUGGAGUGGCUCUGAUGGAACCCCUGAGUAAAGUGACAGGAACACCGCCUAUUGGUUCGCUAGGCUCAAUCUCUCCUAGUAGUUAUGGAAGAGUGAAAGAUUUGUGCCCUGCAAAAUUUGGCUUCAAACAUUUUCUUCAUCUUAUUCCUAAUGAAGCAACUAUCUGCAGCUUGCUGCUCUGCAGCAGAAACGACACUGCUUGGGACGAGCUGAAGCUCACAUGUCAAACCGCACUGCAUGCUUUGCAGUUGACAAUCAAGGAACCCAGUGUUUUGUUGGGAGGUGGCUGUACUGAAACUCAUUUGGCAGCAUAUAUCAGACACAAGAUUUGUAACGAGCCAGAAAGCAUUCUCAAAGAUGAUGGAUGUACUGAAACAGAACUUCAACUAAUCACUGAAGCAUUCUGCAGUGCAUUAGAAUCUGUCGCUGGCUCUUUGGAACAUGAUGGAGGUGAAGUUCUUACUGACAUGAAGUAUGGACACUUUUGGUCCACUCAGGCAGAGUCUCCCUCUGUUGUUAACUGGCCAGAUUUGCUUUCAAGAUGUGGCUGUGGACUAUACAAUAGCCAGGAAGAACUCCACUGGUCUUUCUUGAAGACUACUCGGCAUCCCUUUGCACCACAAACUUGCCUUCCACAUGAAGAAGCUACGGGCUCAGCCAACAACCUGACCUUGGACUGUUUUACUGCUAAGCUCAGUGGCCUGCAGGUGGCUGUGGAGACAGCCAAUUUGAUUUUGGAUCUUUCAUAUAUCAUUGAAGAUAAAAACUGAUAGCAUAGCAUAUUUAUAUUACAAACAAACAAACAAACAAAAAAACCUAGUCAGGUGUCAGUUAAGAAAAAUAUUGAGUGUAUUUUUUUUCUCUCCCAAAGGCCUGUUCUGCAUAUUUGGAUAGAUUAUUCAUAAAAUUAUAGAGAUACUUAUAUAAUGGAAAAAGUCUGAUUUUUAAAUAGAAAUACCAUAGAAUACUAAAAAUAUGAAGCAUUAUUAUUAAAGAUAUUAUAGUUAUCUUAGGGUUUCCACAGAUGCCACUGUAUACUGCUCUAAAUUUUUAUUAUUUUGACAUCAUUAAAGAAUAUACAGAAAUAAAAAAAAUUUCCUAACCUAUGCUC